Molecule: messenger RNA, 1222 nt
Organism: Lactuca virosa
Lineage: Eukaryota; Viridiplantae; Streptophyta; Magnoliopsida; Asterales; Asteraceae
Source: the annotation of a GenBank genome assembly
GUCCCAAAAUUUUUAACCAAUAUGAUGUGAAAACAUAAAGAAACUAAAAUUACCAUUUUGAGAAACACUUAUGUCCAAAUUUAGACGGUGAUUCAUAUUCGCUCGAAAAUUUGUAUCGAAUUUGACCAUCGCCGUUCCCAAGACUAACUUCAACCUGCAUAUACUCGUCUCUCCGCCCAAAAUCUCUAGGAAAAAGCAUUUGAUUUAUUCAUUCAUUCAGUCAAAAAUCAUACUAUCAAUGGAUCUUUCACUGGCUUCUUCUCCAAAUCUUCAGCUUUCUCUCACUAAAACGCUACCAUUUUCUCCCAGAUUCCACAAGCCCCUUCUCUUUUUCACCAAUUUCACUUCUAAACCGCAAAUAUACUCCAGGAAGUCCUUAAUCACCGGUUAUUACCCUAUUAGAGCUCAAACUUCGAAUCUGGGUAACACUCCGACCGAUGAUGAUGACGAUGAAGGUUUCGUCCUCGAAGACGUUCCUCACUUGACGAACUUCCUACCUGAUUUACCGACAUAUCCAAAUCCGUUAGAGUACAGCCAAGCCUAUGCAAUAGUUAAGAACACUUUUGUUAGUUCAGAAGAUGUUGUAGCACACCAAAUUGUUGUUCAGAAAGGCAGUCCAAGAGGAGUGCACUUUAGGCGUGCAGGACCUCGUGAAAAGGUUUAUUUCAAGCCAGAGGAAGUACGAGCUUGUAUUGUGACAUGUGGCGGAUUAUGCCCAGGGAUCAACACAGUCAUCAGGGAGAUUGUAUGCGGGUUGAAUUUUAUGUAUGGUGUUAAUAACAUACUUGGGAUUGAGGGAGGAUAUAGGGGUUUCUAUUCAAGAAACACCAUGGAAUUGACUCCAAAAAUUGUGAAUGAUAUUCAUAAACGUGGUGGAACUAUUCUUCAGACUUCAAGAGGUGGUCAUGAUACAAACAAGAUUGUUGAUAACAUCCAGGAUCGUGGGAUAAAUCAGGUUUACAUAAUUGGUGGUGAUGGCACUCAAAAAGGAGCCUGCCAUUUACAAGGUAUAUUCCAGGAAAAAAAAUUGUAUGACAGCUGCCAAUAUGGGGCAAUUGAAUUCUAUUUUUGGGAAUUGGCUGAAUCCACUAGGCCAAAUCAAUUAAAUGGCAACUGGCUGGAGUUACCCAAAUCAAGGGGUGGUUAUCAAAGGAAGUGGGAGGAAUUACCAUACGUAACCUUAGCAGCUACCAUAUUUAAUAUUAAGAAUAGGGUAUUAUAA